Lemur catta (Ring-tailed lemur) is the source of this 1669-nucleotide messenger RNA. RefSeq names its product phosphopantothenoylcysteine synthetase (gene PPCS). Gene Ontology annotation, cellular component: nucleus; cytoplasm. Gene Ontology annotation, biological process: coenzyme A biosynthetic process. The transcript is spliced from 3 exons. The record is from RefSeq and is a predicted model, not a curated record. Bases 40 to 975 code for a protein of 311 amino acids. Lineage: Eukaryota; Metazoa; Chordata; Mammalia; Primates; Lemuridae. Gene Ontology annotation, molecular function: phosphopantothenate--cysteine ligase activity.
CGCCGGCGGCCUGGAGCGUGCGCAGGCGCAGCGGCGCUGAUGGCGGAAAUGGACCUGGUUGCCGAGUUCCCCCAGCCUGCCGGUGCCGCGGACUGGGCUGAGGUUAUGGCUAGCUUUGCCGCCAGGCUGGGCGCGCAGGGCCGGCGGGUGGUGUUGGUCACGUCAGGCGGCACCAAGGUCCCACUGGAAGCGCGGCCAGUGCGCUUUCUGGACAACUUCAGCAGCGGGCGGCGAGGUGCAACCUCGGCCGAGGCCUUCCUGGCCGCCGGCUAUGGGGUGCUGUUCUUGUACCGCGCUCGCUCCUCUUUCCCCUUUGCCCACCGCUUCCCACCCCAGACCUGGCUGUCGGCUCUGCGGCCUUCCGGCCCAGCCCAUUCGGGCUUGCUGAGCCUUGAGGCCGAGGAGAAUGCACUCCCGGGCUUCGCUGCGGCUCUGCGGAACUACCAAGAGGCUGCGGCUGCCGGCACCUUCAUGGCGGUAGAGUUCACCACUUUGGCGGACUAUUUGCAUUUGUUGCACUCUGCGGCCCAGGCGCUCAAUCCGCUAGGCUCUACUGCGAUGUUUUACCUGGCUGCGGCCGUGUCAGAUUUCUAUGUUCCUGUUUCUGAAAUGCCUGAACACAAGAUCCAGUCAUCUGGGAGCCUACUGCAGAUAACGAUGAAGAUGGUGCCAAAAAUGCUUUCUCCUUUGGUUAAAGAUUGGGCUCCCAAAGCAUUUAUAAUUUCCUUUAAGUUGGAGACUGACCCCUCCAUCGUAAUUAAUCGUGCUCGGAACGCUUUGGAAAUUUAUCAACAUCAAGUGGUGGUGGCUAAUAUCCUUGAGUCACGACAGUCCUGUGUGGUUAUUGUAACCAAAGACUCAGAAACCAAGUUAUUGCUAUCAGAGGAAGAAGUAGGAAAAGGCAUAGAGAUAGAAGAGAAGAUAGUGGAUAAUCUUCGAUCUCGACACACAGCCUUUAUAUGUGAAAAAAACUGAAAUGAAGUAAAAGCCUUAUAGGGUCAAAUAUUAUUUAGGGCUCUUACAGAUGGUGAGAACUAUAAUAAAUCCUUUGCUUUCAUAAGGACAGAGAAAAUGAAGGAAAGGGAAAAAGUGAUGUACAGGCAAAUAUAGUUUGGUAUUUUGUCUUUUAAUGACCAAACCACCUGACACACUCACCUGAAUGUCAUCUUGAGUUUGAAAUUGAACACUAGGGCUGUUUCUCACCUUUAACAAAAGAGCUUAUUGGGAAUUAUAUAUUCCUCAAAAUAUAAAUCCUUUGCUUUCAUACGGACAGAGAAAAUGAAGGAAAGGGAAAAAGUGAUGUGCAGGCAAAUAUAGUUUGGUAUUUUGUCUUUUAAUGACCAAACCACCUGACACACUCACCUGAAUGUCAUCUUGAUUUUGAAAUUGAACACUAGGGCUGUUUCUCACCCUUAACAAAAGAGCUUAUUGGGAAUUAUAUAUUCCUCAAAAUCUACUUGGGGGCCUGAAUUUGAGCCUUCUUCAUACUACAAAAAGAGGAUUAUGGAUGCAUGAGUGGUCAUGCUUUGAAGAUCAAAUAUUUGUUGAGUGCCUACUAUAUGCCAGCUCCUAUGCUGAGCUAUGAGGAUUAAAACAAUGAAUAAACAUGUCUUGUUUGGGAAAUGGAUGUAUAAACAAAUACAAUAAAGUGUGUGCCCAAAAGCUGCCA